AUGGCGCCUUAUCUCGGCUUGAGUGGCAAGUCUCUCAAUUUCAUCAUUGGAAUCAUCGGCGCAACUGCUUUUGCUCUUCAAGGAUACGAUCAAGCUGUUGGAAAUGGUAUCCUGACUCUGAAGACAUUCUUACAUGUCUUUCCACAAACGGAUACGCUUGACACGAAAGGCGCUCAAAAGUCACACAACGCCACAAUCCAAGGCACAACCAUUGCCAUUUACGAGGUUGGCUGCACGCUUGGGGCUCUGGCCUGCGUGUAUAUCGGUGAUAAGUUGGGUCGCACUCGGACUGUAUUUGCUGCUGGCAUUGUGACACUCGUAGGAGUGGCCAUUCAAACAUCAGCCUUCAGCCUUGGACAGUUCAUCGCGGGAAGAGUCAUAACAGGACUUGGCCUCGGCGCAUGUACCGCGACUGUUCCUAUGUGGAUUUCGGAAUGUGCCAAUGCUAAAGACCGCGGGUACUUUGUUCUUCUUCAAGGCUUAUUUGCCCUGGGGGGAAUUGUUACCGCCACCUGGCUAGAGUUUGGGCUUUUUUAUGUUAAAGAUGACGCUGUCAACUGGCGCUUUCCUAUCGCCUUUCAAGCAGUCUUGGCAUUGAUUGUUGUCAGUGUUAUUCUAUUCAUGCCGGAAUCUCCUCGCUGGCUUCUCAAGAAUGCACGCACAGAGGAAGCCAGUAGAGUCUUGGCCGUUCUCGGAGACACACCUGCAGAGUCAGAGACCAUCGCUGCGGAAAUUGCAACUAUCAGCAGCGCUAUAGAGCAGGAAGCCAGCAGUGAUGGGUGGAACAACCCUUUUGCUAUGAAUCAUGGACGAUACCUCCAUCGCACAAUGCUUGGGCUCGGUGUGUGCUUUUUGGGGGAAAUGACUGGCGUCAACAUUGUCACGUUUUAUUCGACAACCAUAUUUCAGAUUAAUCUCGGAUAUUCUGGAACUACAUCCCGAGUCAUCUCUGGGUGCCUCCAAAUAUGGCAACUCCUUGCUGCCGGCCUAGCCGUCUUCCUUGUGGACCGCGUUGGCCGCAGGCCCCUUCUCAUCGUUUCAGCUGCGGGCAUGGCUGUAGCACACGCAUGUUUGGCAGGUCUGACUUCCAAUCUUCAUAACAAGCAUGCUUCCGAUGCGGCGAUAUUCUUCUACUUUGUUGCUCUCUUCUUUUUCCCCAUCGGCCUCUUUCUCCUUCCCUUCAUGUACGCUGCCGAGAUCGCUCCUCUUAGAACUCGAUCGCAAGUUACUGCAAUGGCUGCUGCUAUACACUGGCUAUUCGGUUUCGUUAUCGCUGAAGUCACUCCGGUGGCGUUUGCGAAUAUUUCAUGGAGGUAUUAUAUUGUAUACGCUUCCAUCAGUGCCUUUUCCUCAGCCGUGUUCUAUCUCUUUUACCCAGAAACGCGAGGCCGCACUUUGGAAGAGAUUGAUGAGAUUUUCACACAAUCAAAGUCAAUUUUCGACACAGUGGGUGUUGCAAAGACUCUGCCAUUCGCAACUCUUCCAGACUUGGAGAAUGAGAAGGCUCCACGUGUAGAGCAAAGCGAAUAG
Trichoderma aggressivum f. europaeum is the source of this 1530-nucleotide messenger RNA. RefSeq lists its product as uncharacterized. Lineage: Eukaryota; Fungi; Ascomycota; Sordariomycetes; Hypocreales; Hypocreaceae. Gene Ontology annotation, biological process: carbohydrate transport; transmembrane transport. The record is from RefSeq and is a predicted model, not a curated record. Gene Ontology annotation, cellular component: membrane. Gene Ontology annotation, molecular function: carbohydrate:proton symporter activity. Bases 1 to 1530 code for a protein of 509 amino acids. The transcript is spliced from 2 exons.